Ochotona princeps (American pika) is the source of this 856-nucleotide messenger RNA. RefSeq names its product SH3 domain binding glutamate rich protein (gene SH3BGR). Gene Ontology annotation, cellular component: cytoplasm. The transcript is spliced from 7 exons. NCBI's taxonomy places the organism in Eukaryota, Metazoa, Chordata, Mammalia, Lagomorpha, Ochotonidae. Bases 173 to 730 code for a protein of 185 amino acids. The record is from RefSeq and is a predicted model, not a curated record.
UCAAAUGUUCUCCUGACGGCGCUCCCCCCCUUAAGAGGUGGUGGGAGGGGCAGGCUCCCAGAGCAGCCCUGGGCAGCCGCCAGCGCACCUGGUACUGGCCUGUCCUGGGUUUGUCCUGCGCCGCGUUCCCUCGCACGGGUGCGUUGGGGGCCGUCCCGUGCCUUCUACCGACAUGGUUAUCAAAGUGUUUGUGGCCACUUCUUCCGGGUCCAUAGCGAUCAGGAAGAAGCAGCAGGAGGUGGUGGGCUUCUUGGAAGCGAAUAAAAUCGACUUUAAAGAACUGGAUAUCGCUGGAGAUGAGGACAACAGGAAGUGGAUGAGAGACAAUGUGCCUGGAGAGAAGAAACCCCAGAAUGGGAUCCCGUUACCGCCCCAGAUCUUCAAUGAAGAGCAGUACUGCGGGGAUUUUGAUUCUUUCUUCUCUGCGAAAGAAGAGAAUAUUAUCUACUCCUUCCUGGGCUUGGCUCCGCCUCCAGGCUCAAAGGUGACAAAAGCGCCAGAGGAAGCCUCGUCCCUUUCCAACGGAGAUGUGGUGGGAGAGGCGGAGAGCCCCACAGAGGGGACAGAGAAAACCGAAGAGAGUGGAGAGAACGAGGCCCAGCAAGACGACCCCGAAGCCGCCGAGAAGAACAGGCCAGAUGAGACAGCAGAGGAGGAGGGAGCUGAAGAGGAAGCAGAGGUAGACGGGGCAGAGGAAGGAGGCGAGGAGGAGGGCGAGGAAGACUCUUAGGCCUGUGCCUGCAUUUCUUCACCUUUUCCAGAACACCCAAACCAUGAAGCAGCAUUUCCAAAGCCUCCCCACAAAGCAACCUCAGCGAAGUACUUGGGCCUGAGACUAGCUCUCCUCGCUCAGCAU